Gordionus sp. m RMFG-2023 is the source of this 2067-nucleotide messenger RNA. Its product is annotated as heparan-sulfate 6-O-sulfotransferase 1-B-like. Bases 1 to 1431 code for a protein of 476 amino acids. The record is from RefSeq and is a predicted model, not a curated record. NCBI's taxonomy places the organism in Eukaryota, Metazoa, Nematomorpha, Gordioida, Chordodea, Parachordodidae. Gene Ontology annotation, cellular component: membrane. The transcript is spliced from 3 exons. Gene Ontology annotation, molecular function: heparan sulfate 6-sulfotransferase activity.
AUGAAAUGCUUUUCUUCAUAUUUGUUCUUUACUAAAUUAAUUACUGCUCCAAAUCUACCCAAAAAAGUAUUAUUUAUUGUACUUUUAAUAAGUUUGUAUGUAAUCUACACAUUAUUAUCUAAAGAAAAUUUGGGUUACAUAUACUUUAACAUAAUAAAUUAUUACAAUCCAAAUUAUAUUUUACUAAAUCAGACUUUAGAAAAAAGUAUUUUUUCUAAUCAUUAUUUUGAUGAAACAAAAUUUAAACAAAUAAAAUUUAACUUUACUGCUAAUGAUGUUUUAGUAUUAAUUCAUAUUCAAAAAACUGGGGGGACUUUUUUUGAAAAUAAAUUAACUCAUCAUUCUGCUAUCAAUUUCCCAUGUAAAUGUUACCAUAUAAAGAAAACUGUGUGUUCAUGUCCAAGAUUUAUUUCUUUCAAUAAAAAUAUAUUGAAUGAGGCACAUAUUACUAAUUACAAAAAGUUAGAUGAUGAUAUAGAGGUAGAUGAUGAUAUAUUUGAGGAAAACCAGAAAUACAAUGAUAUCAAUAUUAGCAGUAUAGAUUUAGAAUCAUACCCAUCUAAAAUCAAUUCAAAAAAUGAUAAUGAACUAAAAAAUUUGUUACCUCUUGCUGAUCACCAUUCUAGAUCUAAAAAUAGAGACAUGUGGCUGUUUGCAAGAUCAACAUACUCUUGGAAAGCUUGUGGGUUACAUGCUACUUGGACAGAUUUAAAUGAAUGUGUACCAAUGAUUGUGGAAAACAAAACAAAGAAGGAAAAAUUUACAAAAAACUACUUAUACGCAACUAUCCUGAGGGAACCCGUUACUAGAUACAUGAGCGAAUUUUAUCACGUUAAACGCGGGGGCACUUGGAAAAAAUCUCCCCAUAAAUGCGGUGGCAAAUUUUACUCCUUACCUACCUGUUACGAUUCAAAAGGCCCUAAAUCUGAUUGGUCCCACGCCAAUAUGGAAGAAUUUAUGAGUUGCCCUUACAAUCUGGCCCACAACCGGCAAACGCUUCAUUUGGCCGAUUUGGAAUCGGUGGGAUGUUACCACAAAAUCUUUCCCCCAGAGUUGUCAACGUCUGAUUCGAUGUCUGCUUCAAAAAUCCAUCUGGCAUUGUUAAAUAGCGCCAAGAAAAACUUGAGGGAUAAUCUGGCAUUUUUUGGACUUCUCGAACAUCUCCCCGAAACUCAAUAUUUGAUCGGCAAGAUGUUGGGAAUCCACUUUAAGACUUCCUUCGAUUCUGCAAGGGAAAAUUACUCGAGGAAAAACAAGAGAUUGACGCUGAAAAAGCUGACCUACGAUUAUAAAUUGUCCAACGCUACCCUGCGAAAGAUAGCGCGUGUCAAUUAUUUAGAUAUAGAACUAUAUCGUUUCGCCAAAAAAUUGUUUUUUGAGAGGAUCGAAUAUUUUAAAAAAGGAAUAGAGCGGGAAAGGGAAAAUUAUUAAUUAUUAUAGAAAAAUCUCACAUGUUUUGGGGGAAGAUGGAGCAUUAUUUAAUAUAGGCUACCAAUCCUGCUUUCAAGUAUUAAACUCUCAAAGGGUGGGGGGGGGAUGGAUAUUUUUAUUUCCCAAUGAUAAGGAUUUGUAUCUAUUCGACAUACCCCCAAUUACUCUAAAAAAAUAGAUAGGAUGAUAAGUAGCCCAUGUUAGGUACCUGAAUUAUAUUUCCCUAUAGACAUUGUUGCAAAAAUCUACGGCCCAAUAUUUAUAAAGAAUUCAAUAUAAGUAUUAUACUAUAUAAAUAUUAUUUACACAGGAUAUCUAGUUAUUAGCUUUUUUGAUAGACACUUCUAAGAUUCUAAAAAAAAUAUAUGUUAAAUUAAUUUUUAAAUAUACCUCCCUAAAGGAUCUUAAUUUUUUUGUUACAUAUCAAAAAUUAUUAACAAUCGUGGUAUUUAUAGUCAGCUUUACAUUUACUUUUUAUACAUUCAAAUUUUGCAUUUAAUUUAUUAUAGAUGUACAUUUAUUUGAUGCCCUAUUUGGUCAAUAUAACGUUUUAAUCUCAUAAUUAUAUAUAAUAUAUAGAUAACAUUAUAUUUUUAUUGAAUUUUUUUUAAAAUAAUUAUCAAAAACCGUACAAAG